AUGUUACCAUUUGCUUGGCCAUAUCCACCAGAACAAAAGAAUGGAUACUGGGGGAUCCCCACAUCCACAAUUGACUGGUGUGAGGAAAACUACGUGGUAUCCACUUAUAUCGCUGAAGCUAUAAACACAACCACCAAUGCAUUCUUUAUGUGUUUGGCCGUAUUUGCCAUCUAUCAAGCAUUUCAUAACCAUCUUGAAAAAAGAUUUAUGUGGACAAGUGCCGGGUUUUUCCUCGUUGGAUUGGGAUCCUGGUUAUUCCACAUGACUUUAAAGUAUCAUUUCCAAUUGUUGGAUGAGUUACCCAUGAUUUAUACCACUUGUAUCCCACUUUGGUCGAUUUUCAGUGAAUUCAAAACCAAAAGACAAUCCUUUUUCGUAGGGUUGAGCAUCUUUGUUUCCGCUGCUACUUUAACCAUUAUCUAUCUACAAAUUCGCAAUCCAACAAUACAUCAAACUGCUUAUGGUGCCAUGAAUGUUCUUGGAAUUUUCAAGUCAACUAGUUUGUGCUCCAAAUAUGUCCAUGACCCAAAAGUUAAACGACAAAUGAAUAUGAUGGCUGUUUUAGGGAUUGGAUUGUUUUUUUUCGGAUAUAUCUUGUGGAACAUGGAUAUCCAUUUAUGCGAUCAAGUUAGAUCAACCAGAAGAGACUGGGGCAUGCCUUAUGGGUUUGUAUUGGAAGGACAUGGUUGGUGGCAUAUUUUCACUGGAAGCGGUGUUUACUAUUGCUUGAUUUAUGAAGAAUACUUGAGAUGUUUCUUAACCGGUACUGAAAAGUAUUUUACCCUUAGUUGGAUUUUGGGUUGGCCAGUGGUUACAUGUAUUGAUCCUGAAGGGUUACGCAAAUACCAAGCGAUAAAAACAUUAGCAGAACAUGAUGAUCGCGUGAAGCAACAAGAAUUAAAACUAAAGCAACAGUAA
Lodderomyces parapsilosis is the source of this 918-nucleotide messenger RNA. RefSeq names its product alkaline dihydroceramidase (gene YDC1). The transcript has a single exon. Gene Ontology annotation, biological process: ceramide catabolic process; ceramide biosynthetic process. Gene Ontology annotation, cellular component: endoplasmic reticulum membrane. The coding region runs from base 1 to 918 and encodes 305 amino acids. The record is from RefSeq and is a predicted model, not a curated record. NCBI's taxonomy places the organism in Eukaryota, Fungi, Ascomycota, Pichiomycetes, Serinales, Debaryomycetaceae.